Closterium sp. NIES-65 is the source of this 999-nucleotide messenger RNA. Lineage: Eukaryota; Viridiplantae; Streptophyta; Zygnematophyceae; Desmidiales; Closteriaceae. The record is from the annotation of a GenBank genome assembly.
AUGCGCAUUGUCAUGAAGGAGGCUACUGAGUUCCGCCGCAGCUUGGGCACUAAAAACCGUCAAAUUGAGUGGCUUCAGAAGACUUGCAAUAAUCUGCAAGCAUCAGUCACCAAGCUCCAUGAGCAGGUAACCCAGCUUAGGAGGGAGGGUAUCUACGAACCUCCUCCUGGGCGUAGGUCCACUCCUGCUGCUCAGCCGGCACCUGCUCCGUCCGCACCUACGCCGGUAGGCGCUGCGACGGCUACGCACCAGCCACCUCCAACCGAGACCUCGCCCUUUGGGUCUCGCUCGGCGCCUCUGCCUGAGUUUAACCAUAGCAAGACGGAGGUGCAGCCUUGGCUUGACCUGGUGAACGACACCAUGAUCCUCGUGAAUGUGCGUCCUGAGGCUCGCGUCACUGCAGCUACUCGUGCGUUGGACGAGGUGGCCUGCAGAGCAGUGUAUGGCGCUAAGAAGCAGGCGCAGGGACCGUUUGAAUGGCCGGAGUUCUGCACCGCGCUAAAAGAGGCAUUCAUGGUCAAGAAGUCCGACCUGGAACUGCGCGGACGCCUUGAGAGUAUCAAGUGUCGUGACCGUUCGGUGCAAGAAUGUGCGGUCGAGUUUGAGGCUGCAGCACGUUCGCUCCAGAAGCCCUUGUGUGAGGAGGAGAUGAUGCACGCCUUCAUGAAAGGCCUCCCUGUCAAGCUGCAGCAGGCACACAUGACCGGUGGCAUGACCAACUGGACGACUUACAAGGAGAUGAAGGAGCAGGUGAUCAAAACUGACAACAUCAUUCGCACGUACAUCCAUGGUCUUGCAAUGUCAGACCAGCAGCCCCGUGCUAAGGGCUCUGGUGGUCGUGGGAAUCGACCCCAGAAUGCCUAUGGCGGAGGCGGUUCGAACAAGCGACCUUUCCAGCAGCGUGAGCACCAGCCUGGACCACAGGCCAAGAAGGCUAACGGGGGGGGAGGUCAUGGCCCUAACAAGCCGGACUUCUCCAAGAUGCGGUUGGAGGAGUAG